AACCGUAUAAAGUUGGGUAAGGUAAAACGUUCGAAUGAAUGAAGCCAAUCGCGAGCGAACGCCCUGUACUCCCGUGUCAUUGAUUGGUUGCAGCAACGCGGUGAAGCUGAAAGAGUUAUCCUUCGUCCUUUCCUAAGGAUUAAAUAAGCAGGGAAACCGUAGCCAGGAUCACAUAUCAGAGAAGGGGACCACUACAUAGCAUCACGCUCGACUUUCUUCGCGAGCAGUUUCGCUAGCGCUUGCUUAGCGUUUGUAACAAACGUCAGAAUUGUCAUCACACAACAUUACAUAAAUAGUUUUGACCGGCACACACGUCGAGAGAACGAUGUUUCGCGCAUAAAACUAUUCAAAUUCGCGAAUCGAGUUUUCCAAUUUUGGUGACCAGUGAAUUGAGUGUUUUUUUCGCAUAGUGAUUUUUUACAAUUUUAUUUUUAUUCAAAAUAUGGCCGUGUUUAGAUACUGCGUUUGUUUCAUCUUAGCGGCUAAUUUUGCCGGGAUUGUGUUGGGCAGGAAUAAAGCCCCCCUUAUCGAUGAUGAUAACAUUAAGACCAGAGUCAAAGCAGCCGAAUGCGUAUUCGACAAGCAAGUGAGAGAACUGGGCGCCGUAUGGGUACCCGACUUGGGCCCCCCGAUUGGAGUUUUACCUUGCAUGAGAUGUAAAUGUGUUCCGUACCACAAAAAAAGGAGAAUAGUAGCAAGAGUUCAGUGUUCCAGCAUUAAGGACCAAUGUCCAGUUCCAUCAUGUGACGAACCCAUCGUUUUGCCGGGCAGGUGUUGCAAAACAUGCCCAGGAGAUAUAAGUCCCGAUGCUAGUCAAGACGUCGUCCCACAACCCAUUGUCGAAUUAGACGAGAAGAGCGGCAAACAUUUUGCUGCUUUACUAACUGGACGUUCAGCUCUAGCUAUCAAAAACGAGUUUUCCAAACCCAUCAGUCCUAUGAACAAGAACAAUGUAGUCGCCACUGGAAGGUUUUCCGUUCACAGAAGAAACCUUUACUACUCAUUUUACAUUUCUGAGAAUGCAGCCCGACCGCAAUCACUUCAGUUCCUUGACCAGCAAGGCAACAUUUUGGAGGAGUUCACACUUUCCCACACGGGAGGAUUUGUAAACAGCCUCUAUCAAAAUGCCUCCCGGAAAGUUUGUGGAGUGUGGAGGCGAUUGGCCAAAGACUACAGGAAAUUGUUAAAGCAGGAGAAAAUGUUCGCAGUGUUGGUGUGGGGUGUGAAGGAUCAAGCGGAAUUUACUCUGAGUGGACAGAUUUUGAAGAAUGGGGCUCUACCAACGGAGUUGCUCAGUGCUCUUCUCGAGCCUGCUCCGGGAUCAGACUCACUUUCAAUGACUGGGGCUGGCGGCACUGCCAUUGUCUCCAUUUCAACUUCAGUUACACCUUCUAUAAAUGUGGCGAUUAUCUUUAAUGGACUGUUUAUGCCGGCAGAAGUAGCGAAUAUCCCAAUAAACAUUACAUUGUCUAUGGACGAGAGGAAGCAAAUAGUUCUCCAGGAGACUGUUCAAGUUUCAAAGCCUGCCACUGAUAUAAACGUUGUGAAUGUGAGCUCAUCAAUUACACAAGCUCACUUGCGCUAUUUGACCAGAGGACGAAUUAUUAUAAGUGUUACUUCUGUAUCGAAACCCGAUGCCCUGAAACUAAGUGGCAACGUUAUCACUAAAGCUUCUUGUGAAAUGUUCCAAACAACCCUGUCCUCUGCAGCAAAUACUCCAAAUCCUGAUGGGGUGUCCGGAAUGGCAUGGCUCUACUUGAAUAAUGUUGGAUCAUUGAUCUACAACAUCCAAAUCGAUAAAUUGCCUCCGAAAGAAAAUCCCCCUAUUAUCACACUGAUCGACACGAGCUCCAAAAAGAAAACUGAGCUGGAAGAUUUGACUCCUUAUUUUCACGGAGAUGGCUGGGCUAAUGGUACGUUGGACAAGCUCACCCCUCGAGUUCUAGAGCCGUUGUAUUCUGGAGAUUUGGCAAUAAACGUAGCCACUACAAGUGAUAACAGCUUGAUCAAAGGAAAACUCAUUUCUAAGCCGGUUGAUGAGGCACGAGACGCAGCAGCUCCAGUUUUACUCAAGAGAGAAUACACCAACUUAUCAACUGGUACUGUAGGCUUAGCAUGGAUUUCUGUGGACAAUGAUUGUCACUUACACUACGAUAUAUCCAUGACAGGCAUUGGUCAAGGUCGUAAAAUGGAACUCUGGCUGGAACUUUACCCAAUGAUUGCUCCUGGCGCUCCGUAUAUAAAUAAACAAUUGGAUGCGUUUGAAGGCAAUUCCGUAGAAGGAUCUCCAGUGGAAGUGCUAACCGAUGACGAGUUAAACAGACUGGAAAAUGGUGUUAGUUUUUUGAAGGUUAAGGAUGAACGGUCCAAGAUGGCUCUUCUGAUCGCGACAGUAACCAAAGUUUCCAUUCCGCCGCCUUGCAGGCCGUACUCAUCUCCAGACUUUUCCCUUAUCAGUCAGCACGAUAUCAUCCCUAUCAUUUCCACCGGCGAAUGUUUCUUCGAAGAAAAGUUCUAUAAGAAUGAAGAAAUUUGGGUUUCCGCGAAGAAUCCUUGCCAAAUGUGCUAUUGCCAGGACGGUUCCGCCAAAUGUGAUUUUAUGACUUGUCCAGCCAGCAAUUGUACUGAAGGCAAGCAAAUAACGAUAACAGGAGAAUGUUGUCCGUUGUGUGUAAACAACUCUAUCCCUGUGAGGGAGUACAAUGGCCAGAAAUGUACUCUUAGCGGAAAAUCAUACUUGCCAGGUACCAGAUUCCACCCGUUCCUAAUUCCCUUCGGUUUCGAUAAGUGCACCGAAUGCUACUGCGAUCCGGAUUCGUAUCAAAUCAGGUGUAGCCGAUUGAACGACAAUGAAAAGCACUGCUGUCCGAAUUGCAACAAGAAGACAUUCGAUAUCAACGAUCCGCUUUCCGACGAUUUUGUGUCCAGAGAAGUUUCAGAUUAUUCUGUCAAGGACCAUGGCAGCGAGUACCAGAAGAAGAAGGAAAAUAUUGCAGCGAAAAUUUUGGAGGAGGGCGGUUGCAAAAACCCAAGCAAUCCAAAGAAACCAUUUGCUAAUGGGGCCGAAUACCAUCCCUACAUUGACUCUCUGGGAGAGUACAAGUGCGUUACCUGUAAAUGUCAG
This is a messenger RNA of Dendroctonus ponderosae (mountain pine beetle), 3124 nucleotides long. Its product is annotated as dorsal-ventral patterning protein Sog. Lineage: Eukaryota; Metazoa; Arthropoda; Insecta; Coleoptera; Curculionidae. Gene Ontology annotation, molecular function: protein binding. Gene Ontology annotation, biological process: multicellular organism development. The record is from RefSeq and is a predicted model, not a curated record.